AUGAGCUCGCCGCCUGUCAAGAAAGCGUGCGAUGCGUGUCAUCGCCGUAAGGUCAAGUGUUCUGGCGAGCAACCCUGUGCGAAUUGCGCUCAGACAAAUCUACAAUGCACGUAUCUCGCGAUCCCGCAGAAGAAGGGCCCAAAGGGCUCUCGAGCCAAGGUCAUUUCUCAGAUCCGCGACAAUCAGCAUCAUGCGACGCCCUCUCAGUCGAGUCCAUUUGACUUCAACAGUCCACCCACAUCCCCUUAUUCUCGGGAUCCUGCGCUGCUGUCAAAGCAGACGAUCGAAAUUUGUGUCGACUUCUACUUCACCAAUAUGUACACAACAGCUUGGAUUAUGAAUCGUGAAUCGUUGCUGGAUUCGAUCGCUUCACAAAUUGCUACCGAUGCCGAGCUCUAUUGUUUGACGGCAUCCCUUUGUGCCUUCGUCAUGGUUCAGCCCGGCACGAAUUUGCCCGUGGCUCCAGGAUCUCAUUACCAGGGAGAAUCUCCCCAAACCCGAUACGGCUAUGCUCAGAUGCUCCUCGACGAUAUUGUCCGAGUCCGGAAAAGCUUCGACUACAUCGAGUCGUCGUCUCUGGGCUCUGUCCAGACAUCAUUCUUCCUUUUUAGCUGCUAUUUUACCCUUGAACGGCAGAACCUGUGCUGGUAUCAUCUACGAGAGGCGGUAACAUUGGCGCAAAUCAUGGGCAUGCACGAAGAGUCGUCCUACGCUACAGCAGACCAUGUGGAAAACAUCUACAAGAGACGGACCUACUGGCUUUUGCUAGUGACGGAAAGAGCGUACGCCUUGGAAAGACACCGCCCGUUGAGCAUUCACCCAACAAUUGACCUACCUACGCCUCAGGAACCAGAUGAAGAAGCAGUCAUAACCGGGUUUCUCCAUUUGAUCAGUUUGUUUCGUUGCAUUGACGACGAAUUCAUGGGUUUAUGGAACAAGGCAAAACUUAGCUGCUCAGUGGCUUGGUUGACGCAGCUGCAGCAACAGCUUACUGCCGCACUACCGGCUGAUCUGAAAACGACAGAAAGCCAAGCUGCAGACAUUCGCAUCACCCUGCACUGGUUAAGAAUAAUGGUUUGGCAGCUCUCUAUCACCAAUGGAUUCUUGUCUUCCACCUCAUACCACCGAUCCAUGACCUUCAAAUACCCGAUCGAAGUGUCGAAAGAUCUGGCAGAAGAUAUCAAAGUUUUGUCCAUGGCUUCAAUGGAGCUUCAUGGGGUUGGUCUUAUCGAGAAAUUGUUCGACAUCGCGUGCACUUUGACCGACGUGAUUGCCUGCGUGCCUCUCACGCCAAAUGCGGAAUCAAGCGAGGAAGCACCGAUCGAAUACUUGAAUGCUUUUCUGAGCCUGAUAUCUCGGCUCCGUGGUGGGUCAUCUCGAUACCUGCCUUUACUGCUCGCAAAAGUCUCGGAGACCUUGCCGAAUAUGGCGCGUCCUGUAGCUCCGGCGCAGAUGAGCAUCAAGCAAGGAUAUGCUGGCGCUAGCGACGACACACCAACGCCAUCACCGCCGCAGACAAUGCAAUACAUUGCCGCGCUGGGGCUGGACAGCUCAGUACCAGCAACACACCGACGAAGCCACCUUGGUGGUGCAGGCUCUGCGAGUGGUCCUAACAGUCCGGAGAUGCAUGGGAAGGUGGCGAAGAUGCCGAUCUCGCAAAUAUAA
This is a messenger RNA of Exophiala viscosa, 1665 nucleotides long. RefSeq lists its product as uncharacterized. The transcript has a single exon. Gene Ontology annotation, molecular function: DNA-binding transcription factor activity, RNA polymerase II-specific; DNA binding; zinc ion binding. NCBI's taxonomy places the organism in Eukaryota, Fungi, Ascomycota, Eurotiomycetes, Chaetothyriales, Herpotrichiellaceae. The record is from RefSeq and is a predicted model, not a curated record. The coding region runs from base 1 to 1665 and encodes 554 amino acids. Gene Ontology annotation, biological process: regulation of DNA-templated transcription; DNA-templated transcription.